GGCGAAAUACCCUAAAGAAAGGCAGCUGAGGAGUCAAAAGACAGGAGGCAUCGUCCAGCAUACAACAGGGUAAAAGAAAUGGCAAAUUUUUCAGGCACCUGGAAAAUGAAAAGCAGUGAGAAUUUUGACGAGUUGCUCAAAGCUUUGGGUGUGAACGCCAUGUUGAGGAAGGUAGCAGGGGCCGCUGCAUCCAAGCCCCAUGUGGAGAUAAAACAGAGUGGCGACCACUUCUACAUCAAGACCUCCACCACAGUCCGCACCACGGAGAUCAACUUCAUCAUAGGCGAGGAAUUCAAUGAGGAAACGGUGGAUGGCAGAAAGUGUAAGAGUUUGGCCACGUGGGAGACAGAAAACAAGAUUUACUGCCACCAGACUCUGCUGAGCGGGAACGGUCCAAAAACCUUCUGGAGCCGAGAACUCAAAGGGGAUGAACUCAUAUUGAUCUUUGGAGCGGAUGAUGUGGUCUGCACACGGAUCUACAUACGAGCACAGUAGACAUCUUCGUUCCUCCAAACACAUUUAACACACAACUGACACCCUGUUGAUGUCUGAACUGUAACAUUAAAUACAGUGCCAUGCAAAAUUAUUCAGAGCCUACCACAUUCUUCACAUUUUUCAAUGUAACAAAAUCUCAAUGUAUUUUAUUACGAUUCUGGAUAAUUGGGAGAAGCAGGAAAAAUGUUUUUUUUGCCCUUUUUAAACAAAUAUCUAAAAUGUUUGCCAAGCAUUUGUAGUCAGCUCAACUAAGACAACUACUCAUUUCUAGAAAACCAAUUUCCUGCAGGUUGGGGUUGUUUCUCCAACCAGCAUUUCCAAUCUAGAGACUGCCCACUCUACUUAUUAUCCUCUAAGACAUCUCCCAUUUUGCAUGUGGUCUCAUCUGUACGGAGCACCCUCUUGCACAUAUUAACCGUCUCCUACAUGGCCUGUGGCAAACUGCCUUUCUUUCAACAAAGGCUUUCUUCUUGCCACUCUUCAGUAAAGGUCAGAUUUGUGGAAUCCACAACAAAUAGAUGCCCUGUUGACAGAUUCCCUCAGCUGAGCUGCGGAUCUCUACAGCUCCUCCAGAGUUACCAUGAUAUUCUGAUCAAUCACUUUCCAUGUUCAGAUGAUAGAUUGAACAGUGCUCAGUUUAAUGUUUAAAGCUCGGGAUAUCGUCUUAGAAGACAGGUCUACUUUAAACUUCAAUUUACAAGGAACUUAAAUUACAAAUAGGUACUUUGUUCACCAAUUAGAGUGGGCUUUUAAAAGGAAGCUAAUUGCAUGGGACUUUAAGUGUAAUCAGUAUAAACAGGGUUCAAUACUUAUAAAGGCCACAAACUGUGAAGAAGUUCAAGGGGUAUGAAUACUUUUGCAAGGCACUUUUAAUCCUGGUAGUGUGCUGCCUUUUUGUAUAACAAUAUAAUUUAGAAGAUUGAUUUUAGAUUUUUUUUCCCUUGCAUUUAAUUUUGUGGUAUCGCAUUUGUUGCCACAACACAUACAAGCUAUUCCAGGCAGAACUGGUCUAAUCCACAUAAAAAAAUGUUCAGAAUCUCUGAGCCAGAACCCUUCAUCCUUUUAAGGCUGUGGGGAUGAGGUGGGACUGGUGCCUAUCUCCAGGGUUCAUAGGGCAAGAGGGGCGGUAACGCCAUGUACAAGUUACCAGUCCAUCACCGGGCAAACAAGCAUGAAAGCACACACUCUUCCUAGGGCUAUUUAGGGUGGCUAAUAUCUGGACUGUAGGAGGAAGCUGGAGUACCUGGAGAGAAUCCACAGGAAGAACAUGGGGAACGAGUUCCUCCAGGAGACCCGCAGAACCCGCUUAUUUAAUUCAAGACAAAUGGCUAACAUACAAAAAGACAAUAAGUAUUACUUCCAAAGAACAAAGGCAAAGGGUUUCUGUCUACUCAAAAGGAUAUUUUAAUGCCAAACACCAUACUAACACUCAUAUACAACAUCAUAAAAGUCAAGAGAGGUGACACAUUAAACGUGGUACAAACAAUCUCGUAUGUACAAUCGGCUCCCCCGGGACUUCUUGUGUUUUUCUGUAACAAACACGGCAAAUACAAAAAUAAAGACCCAGGUAUUAAACUGUU
Messenger RNA from Girardinichthys multiradiatus, 2075 nucleotides. Its product is annotated as cellular retinoic acid-binding protein 1. The record is from RefSeq and is a predicted model, not a curated record. The coding region runs from base 79 to 495 and encodes 138 amino acids. Gene Ontology annotation, cellular component: nucleus; cytosol. Gene Ontology annotation, molecular function: fatty acid binding. Gene Ontology annotation, biological process: fatty acid transport. The transcript is spliced from 4 exons. NCBI's taxonomy places the organism in Eukaryota, Metazoa, Chordata, Actinopteri, Cyprinodontiformes, Goodeidae.